Messenger RNA from Stereum hirsutum FP-91666 SS1, 703 nucleotides. RefSeq names its product ARF/SAR. Gene Ontology annotation, biological process: intracellular protein transport; vesicle-mediated transport. Gene Ontology annotation, cellular component: cytoplasm; Golgi apparatus. Gene Ontology annotation, molecular function: GTP binding; GTPase activity. Lineage: Eukaryota; Fungi; Basidiomycota; Agaricomycetes; Russulales; Stereaceae. The record is from RefSeq and is a predicted model, not a curated record. The transcript has 7 exons. Bases 17 to 580 code for a protein of 187 amino acids.
CUACUCUCCACACGAAAUGGGCCUCUCAGUCUCUUCAUUAUUCUCCUCGCUCUCUUCCUUGCUUAGCUGGAGCAAGGACCAGGACGUCCGUAUACUCAUGCUCGGGCUGGACUCAGCCGGAAAGACAACGAUCCUGUACCGUCUACAGAUAGGCGAGGUUGUCUCAACAAUUCCAACGAUCGGCUUCAAUGUCGAGACAGUACAGUACAAGAACAUCAAGUUUCAGGUGUGGGAUCUUGGUGGACAGUCAUCCAUUCGACCAUAUUGGCGCUGUUACUUCCCUAACACCUCAGCAAUCAUUUAUGUCAUCGACUCAUCCGACCACGACCGCCUUCAAACAUCACGAACCGAGCUCCUCACGAUGCUUUCAGAGGAGGAACUAUCGGGCGUACCACUCCUCGUGUUCUGUAAUAAACAAGACGUCGAGGGUGCACUAAAGCCGGAAGAGAUCAGUGAACAGCUGGGACUAGCCGGUGGUGAGAAGGGCAGGGCUUGGAGUGUGAGAGGAAGUUGUGCUGUGAAGGGAGAGGGUCUGGAGGAUGGUCUGGACUGGUUGGUGAACGCAAUACAGAAAAAGUAACAUAACUCGGAUGCUGCCUAGGCAUGUAUACCCCACCCGUCGCAUCUCCCAGUUUUGCACAUCACAGACACAGACUCCACAUAUACAUCUUUGUAAUCCAUAAUCAUUUCCAUUGGUUCUUCC